Pelobates fuscus (common spadefoot toad) is the source of this 2997-nucleotide messenger RNA. It is a transcript of the gene PTPN6, whose product is annotated as protein tyrosine phosphatase non-receptor type 6. Bases 936 to 2708 code for a protein of 590 amino acids. Gene Ontology annotation, cellular component: cytoplasm. Gene Ontology annotation, biological process: peptidyl-tyrosine dephosphorylation; intracellular signal transduction; mitotic cell cycle. The record is from RefSeq and is a predicted model, not a curated record. The transcript is spliced from 16 exons. Gene Ontology annotation, molecular function: non-membrane spanning protein tyrosine phosphatase activity; phosphotyrosine residue binding. NCBI's taxonomy places the organism in Eukaryota, Metazoa, Chordata, Amphibia, Anura, Pelobatidae.
AAAUAUGCUGCACUGUACCUUCCUCUACUGUUAACCUGUAAAGUGCUAAGUACACCUGUUAUUGCUUUAUAAAUAAAAUAUACAUACACUGUAUACCUAUUGCACUUACCGAACCUUCCUCUACUGUAAUGUAACUGGUAGAGCAGUAAGUAUACCUAUUAGUGCUAUAUAAACAAAAUAUACAUACACUGUAUACCUCUUGCACUUACUGUACCUCCUACUGUAAUGUAACUUGUAAAGUGCUGAUUACACCUGUUAGUGCUACAUUAAAAAACACACUGUAUACCUACUGCACUCACUGUACCUCCCUCUACUGUAUUGUAACCUGUAGAGUGCUAAGUACAUCUGUUAGAGCUACGUCAAUAAAAUACACAGACUGUAUGCCUACUGUACCUCCCUCUAAUGUAAUGUAACCUGUAGAGUGCUAAGUACACCUGUUAGAGCUACAUAAAUAAAAUACACAGACUGUAUGCCUACGGUACCUCCCUCUACUGUAAUAUAACCUGUAAAGUGCCUGCCUGUGUUUCUGUCACUGCAGUGUGUGUGUGUGUGUAGCUAGUUUGAAGUUACACAAUGUCUGAAGUGACCUGUGAAAAAGAGAAGUGGAAACACAGAACAAGAGCUUCCUGUGCUAGGGACAGAAAGAGCGAGAGGGGAGGACAGAGAGAGAUACAGAGUGAGGCAGAGUGACACAGGUAGAGAGAGUGAGACGGUUUAGGAGAAUGUGAGAAUCUGAGAGAUCGUUUGUUAAUUCUGCAGGGAGUCCUUGUAACAGGAGAUCUAUUGAGAAGGAUAAGGAAAUAGAUCUGUAGCAGCUUUCUGAACUUGUGAGUGAGAGAAGGAAGAAGAGAAAGAGGAAGAAACUGUAGCAGGAGAUACACACUGAACAGAGACGGACAGACUUCAGCUGAAGACACACACACAAGACCUGCAGAAUGGUCAGGUGGUUCCACAGGGAUAUUUCUGGAUUGGAGGCCGAGGCACGCCUGAAAGCUCGAGGAGUUCAUGGAAGUUUUCUAGUCCGACCCAGUAAAAAGAAACCAGAAGACUUCUCAUUGUCUGUCAGAGUGGAGGAUUCGGUGACACACAUUCGUAUUCAGAACACGGGCGAUUACUAUGAUCUAUAUGGCGGGGAGCAGUUUGCCACGCUGCCUGAGCUGGUGGAGUAUUACAUGGCACAACAGGGGAGCCUGCAGGACACAGAUGGAAACCUCAUCCAACUCAAAUACCCUCUGAACUGUUCUGACCCAACCAACGAAAGGUGGUAUCAUGGCUAUGUCUCCGGCUCCGACUCUGAAAGGCUGCUACAGGACCAGGGCGAGCCAUGGACAUUUCUGGUGAGAGAGAGUCGCAGUAACCCCGGAGACUUUGUGAUCUCCGUUCUGACCGAGGAGCAGAGAGAUGGACAUUACAAAGUAACGCACAUCAAAAUAUACUGCCAGGGCGGCAAAUACUAUCUCGGAGAUGUAAAGUUUGAUUCCCUUACUGAUCUUAUAGAGGAAUACAGGAAGAAACACAUAGAGGAAAUGUCUGGAACCCAUGUGUUCUUGAAAAAGCCGUACUAUUCCACCAGAAUUAAUGCAGCUGACAUAGAAAACCGCAUGAAAGAACUGGAUAAAAAAUUAGACAAACAGGAGACCUCAAAGGCUGGGUUUUGGGAAGAGUUUGAUGCUCUUCAGAAGCAGGAAUCCAAGUUACUCUAUGACAGAAAAGAAGGUCAAAGACCAGAAAACAAGAGCAAAAACCGAUACAAGAACAUCCUACCCUUUGACCACACACGAGUUAUAUUAAGAAGCAGAGACAAGAAUAUUCCUGGAUCAGACUAUAUCAACGCCAAUUAUGUGACGAAUCAGCUUUGGGGUGAUGGAGAGCCCCCAAAACGUUUCAUCGCAUGCCAGGGGUGUCUGGCCGCAACCACAGGCGAUUUCUGGGAGAUGGUCUGGCAAGAAAACAGCCGUAUCAUCGUCAUGACAACAAAGGAAAUUGAGAAAGGCCGGACCAAAUGUGUACCAUACUGGCCAGACUUUGGGGAAGAUGGAAAAGAUUUUGGAAGAUUUUGGGUUCAACUACUUAAUGAACAUGAAGCACAGGGUUAUAAAGUCCGCACUCUGCGACUGUCUCCUCUGGAAAAGCGUGAUGCUAUCCGGGAUAUCAUCCACUACCAGUAUCUUACAUGGCCUGAUCACGGGGUCCCUGCAGACCCUGGCGGUGUCCUCAGUUUCUUGGGAGAAGUUAACCGCAUGCAGGAGAGUAUUCCCAGGGCGGGCCCUAUUGUUGUUCACUGCAGCGCUGGGAUUGGACGCACUGGAACCAUUAUAGUCAUCGAUAUGUUGGUUGAUAUGAUUCAAAUGAAAGGUGUAGACACUGACAUAGAUGUACAGAAGACCAUCCAGAUGGUGCGUAGCCAACGGUCGGGCAUGGUACAGACGGAUGCCCAGUAUAAAUUUAUCUAUUUAGCCAUCGCACAAUUCAUAGACUCACAAAAAUACAAGAUGAAGGCACUGGAGGACUCAAAAGUCUCAGAGGCAGAGUACGGGAACCUGAGUCACUCUCUAUCCAAGAUGAAGGUUGCCCGGACACCAGUAAAGCCACCGGAAGAGGGUACUGUUUAUGAAAAUCUAAAUGCUAGAAAAGAUAAGAAGGAAAAGGUUAAUAAGAAAACGUCUUCAGAGAGGGAGAAACCCAGAUCAUCGCUGAAAAAGAAGUAACCUGAAGGUCUACCUGGUGCUAACACACCUGGGUAUCAAGACUCCACACAGUAUUUGGCAUCUCUGCUUUCUGUAUAAACCGACUGCUGUUAGUUCUCCCCCCCUCCUCCUCCUCCCUGGAUCUAACUGGAAAAUGUUUCACAGACUCUGAAGCUAAUUGUUAUUUAAUAAAGUAUGAAACAAAGUGUGUGAACAGUGUGUGUUACAUGAAUUAAACUCUUUGUGCAGCAUGUCCGAAUGAACCAGGGAAGCUAUAAUGCCACGAUUUGCCUGAGCAUUCGGAUGGUGC